AUGGCUACCCGGAAAUGCGCAGCGGUUGUCGUGGGAGCUGGUCCGGCUGGAGUCGCCGUCAUGGGGAAUCUGCUAGAGCGUCAACUGGGUACAAUCGCAUGGAUUGACCCUUCGUUCGAGGCCGGGAGAGUCCACAGCAAGUACCGCGAGGUUCCCAGCAACACAAAGGUUUCACUAUUUCAAGCGUUUUCAAAAGCCACCCAACCUUUCCAGAAAGUAAUCGACAACACCAAAUCACCUAAUGCGUUCUCCACAUUGGCCAAACUCGACCAGGAAUCCACCUGCAGCCUCGGGUUUGCAGCAGAUAUGGUCCGCAGCCUGACCACCGGGCUAAUGAAGAUGGAGGAAGUAUACGCAUGCCAUGGUAUGGUCAAAUCGGCCAACCUGAACGAAGCGACCUCCAACUGGACCAUUCGCAUCAAGCAGAAUUCAUCCGAAGAUCUCGAGAUCGAAGCUGCCCGUCUGAUCCUCUGCACCGGCUCCUUCCCCACAGCAGCUCCCAUUCCGGUCUCGGGACUGAACAUCCAGCGCCUGGACCUUGACCUAGUCCUCAAGCCCAGCGAUCUAGCAAAGGCCCUUCCAACGGACAAUUCCACCACCGUCGCUAUCGUCGGAGCAUCCCACAGCGCCAUUCUCGCCAUCCUCAACCUCACCAAGCUCGCCCAAACUUCUCACCCUCUUUUGCGCAUUCAGUGGUUCACCCGCCACCCGCUCCGCUACGCAGAAUUCAAGGACGGCUGGAUCCUACGCGACAACACAGGUCUCAAGGGCCUGGCUGCCGACUUUGCCCGCUCCGAGUUAGAAGACGACAAGCUUCCCACUUCGCUCGCAGGCCAGGUGUUGACCAAGAUCGACUGCGCCGGUGGUCAGGAUGCCGAGGCUAGCCAGUACGAGAAGUACUUGCCCGGAUGUGACUAUCUUGUUCAGGCCGUUGGGUACACCCGUGGCUCGCUCCCUGAUCUCUCGAAGAAUGGCAAUCCCAUCGCCGUCGGCUUUGACCAUGACAGUGGCAGGUUCCAUGAGCCCGGUCAGACCUCUGAUAUCCCCGGUCUCUUUGGUGCCGGUAUUGCGUUCCCUGAGCGCGUCGUGGACCCCCAUGGCAAUGAGGAGUAUGCGGUUGGGUUCUGGAAGUUCAUGAAGUUCCUGAAGCGGGUCGUGCCGUCGUGGACUGCUUGA
Messenger RNA from Penicillium paradoxum, 1176 nucleotides. RefSeq lists its product as uncharacterized. Gene Ontology annotation, molecular function: oxidoreductase activity. NCBI's taxonomy places the organism in Eukaryota, Fungi, Ascomycota, Eurotiomycetes, Eurotiales, Aspergillaceae. The transcript is spliced from 3 exons. The record is from RefSeq and is a predicted model, not a curated record. The coding region runs from base 1 to 1176 and encodes 391 amino acids.